This is a messenger RNA of Hyla sarda, 7688 nucleotides long. It is a transcript of the gene DGCR2, whose product is annotated as DiGeorge syndrome critical region gene 2. Bases 291 to 1973 code for a protein of 560 amino acids. Gene Ontology annotation, cellular component: membrane. Gene Ontology annotation, molecular function: protein binding. NCBI's taxonomy places the organism in Eukaryota, Metazoa, Chordata, Amphibia, Anura, Hylidae. The transcript has 11 exons. The record is from RefSeq and is a predicted model, not a curated record.
UCCGCCCACACUCCGGUGUGUUCCGGCUGCACGUGACCCCGCCCCCAAAGCGCUAGGAUUGGUCGCGUUGUCUUCUGUUUGUUGUGAGGGGACGGAGGCCGCCAUCUUGUUCCCGGAGAUAGAAGCAGCGGUGCAUUACCCGUUACCGGAGAAGACUUGGUGACGUUGAUCCUCCGGUCCCUAUUCUAUCCCUACGGUGACAUAGCACCGGAACCGGCGGCCGUUUCGCUCCCCUUGUGCGGCGAGUGUCCGGUUUUCAUUGCUCUGGCGGGAGGAUGAACGGAGGAUAAAUGGUGCCCAAACCGGACAGCGGCACCUUCCUUGUCCUCUUCCUGCUUGUGCUGACCCUGACCGAGCCGCUGCGGCCAGGUCCUCAAGUAGUUCUCGCAAGACUGCAAUCAGAACUUCGCUGUACACAUGUGCAGUUUGCAUGCCACAGUGGAGCUAUCCAGUGCAUUCCCUUGCAGUGGCAAUGUGAUGGUUGGCCAACCUGUGAGGAUGAAAGUGAUGAGGUUAACUGUCCGGGACUGGGUGGAGACCAAAGAGGAUUUCAUGGAAAAGAGAGUGUGGAGACACGACACGGUCGCGUCAGAAACGGAGAGGGGCCUCGAUUCCAAACGGUUAACUUGGCCCAGCCUGUGCGCUUCAGUAGUUUCCUAGGGAAAUGCCCAUCAGGCUGGCAUCACUAUGAUGGGACAGCAAGCUGCUAUAAGGUGUACUCCUCCGGUGAGAACUACUGGGAUGCUGUUCAAACUUGUCACAAGGUGAAUGGCUCUCUUGCAACAUUUACCACAGACUCUGAGCUAAAGUUUAUCUUGGCCCAAGAAUGGGAGAUGGAAGAAAGGCCAUAUUUGAAAAAGGACCAGAGAAGACUUUGGGUAGGUUACCAGUUUGUAAUAACAAACAAAAACCAUUCCGUGGAGGGACACUGGGAAGUGGCUUACAAAGGCUCUUCUGAAGUAUUUUUACCUCCUGUUCCCAUUUUUGGAAUGUAUGAAAAUGAAAACAUCCUUUGUGCCCAGCUGCAGUAUUUCUAUUUGCCCUCUCUCCGGCACCAUGGACUCCAUAGCUGGUACGCUGAGAACUGCUAUGAAAAAUCCUCUUUCCUUUGCAAACGCAGUCAGACAUGUGUUGAUAUCAAAGAUAACAUUGUGGAUGAGGGCUACUAUUUUACCCCAAAAGGUGAUGAUCCAUGUCUCAGCUGCACCUGCCACAACGGUGAACCUGAAAUGUGUGUAGCAGCUCUAUGUGAGAAACCACAGGGUUGCCAGCAGUAUCUCAAGGAUCCAAAAGAAUGCUGUAAAUUCACUUGCCUAGACCCUGAUGGAAGCAGUAUUUUUGACUCAAUGGCCAGUGGUAUGCGUCUGAUUGUGAGCUGCAUCUCCUCUUUCCUUAUACUGUCUCUACUGCUCUUUAUGGUUCACCGGCUACGCCAGAGAAGGAGGGAACGCAUAGAGUCUUUAAUUGGAGCCAAUUUACAUCAUUUUAACUUGGGCCGCAGAAUGCCAGGCUUUGAUUAUGGACCUGAUGGCUUUGGUACUGGCCUGACACCACUCCACCUUUCAGAUGAUGGAGAAGGAGGAGCCUUCCACUUUCAUGAGCCACCUCCUCCAUAUACUGCAUAUAAGUACUCUGACAUCCAUCCCCCAGAUGGGCCACCUCCACCAUAUGAGGCUUCAAUAUGCCCUGAUAUCAUUCUCUGCUCAACAACUGAUCAAGUGAGUCGGCAGUCAGCUGGCUUGGGGCAACUCUCCACUGCAAGCAGUAGCAAUGCCUCUUCACCACAAACUACAGAGGAACCAUUGCCACCUGCAGUGCCACCACUUCCUCAACCACAAAGUGAUACAGAAGACUCUGAAGACAGAAGCACUUCACUACUUGUGGCCCCUAAUAUUCUUCAAAAUGAAGCUUUCCCUAAUGCUGGUCAAUCUGGGCCCUCGCCAAGUAACUGUUCUCUAAACACUGUUGUUUGAGAUUGGAGAGGAAAAAAAGGAACUGGCAUUGUGACAUUACAAACCAGAAUGAACUGCAAGAAGGCUCCCAGAUCACACAUCCUUAUUUUUUAAAAAGGAAAAAAAAUCUCAUUAACCACUUUUUGCUACCUAAGGUGUUUCUGCCAUUGCACACAAAGCUACUGAGGCAAGUCAAGUGUUAACUAGGCACGUUACACCACAAUGUUAAAUCGGAUGAGUUAUCGUGUAAAUAUUACAUUUCAAGUGCUGCACUUUCUCCAUUCCCCCUUGAGUGUAUGUGUGAGAGUGUGAGGAAGACGUUGUCUUCUGUAGAGUUUUUAUACAUAUUUUUUGAAUUUUGAUUCUACUUUUUGUUUCUCUGAAUUGAAUAACUUGCAAUAAUUGAGCAAGAAACCGCAUUCAUGGGACCCUCCGAUUCUGUAACUUCAGCUCCAGCACAAUGUAAAAUGAUGACAUAAGCACAGGGAAAGCCAACAGAAUUUUUGCAACUACUUUCACAGCAAUGAUUCGACUGCCAUUUUGUCUUGGGCAGAAUUGGAUGUAAAAUAUUUAGCGCUAUCCCCACAUCCUAAACAUUCUGAGACUUGCAAGGUGUGGACAAUCUCUACUCUUGGGACCAGAAGCUUUUAAGAUAUUACUUUUCCCUACUUGUAAACAACAGUUUUACUUACACAUUCACAUCAGUGUCCAUAUUUUGCUUAAGUUCAGGUGAUAUACAGUGGUCUCCAUACCAAAUGCUUUAUUACCAUAUCAUAGCAUGAUGACAUAUGAUAUGCUAGGAUUAUUCUAAGAGGUUUCAUAGCUUGAUAACUGUCUUGUUAGUUUUCCUUCUUUAGUUGGAAACCUCCCUGAUCAUCUAGAUUCAAAGAGGAAUGUAAAGGAAUUGAUCUUGAAACACUGGGUUUGAACAAAUAAUUUUGCAUAGCUUGGCAAUUUGAUUUGCUCUUUAAAUGUGCUUUUGCCUGUCUGUACAACAUCAACAAUGUUAAAUGAGUUGUUUCUCCUACUGGCACUUAAUGUGUAAAAGCACUGACUGCUUUGUGAAGGCUGUGUACGAUUUCCAGGACAAUAUAUUGUGCUACAGUUCCAUGCUGUUUAGAGAUUUCAGAGCAUAAAGCUGUAAAGACCUAAGAUGCAUGAUUUUGCGUGAUGUUUGCGCUUUUAAAAUUUGGUGUUUUUAAAAAAAAAUUAUUUUUUUUAAAAUAUGGAAUAGUAUUCAAGAAGAUUUCUAUAUGCACCCAGAUAUUGCAUCGCUCUUGACCUAUACUUAAAAUGUGUUGCUAAAACACACACACACAAACGCCAUACUACAGUCACUCAGAUUUAGUAAUAUUUUCAAACAGGCUUUUUUUUUGUUUUAUUUUUUUAAAGGGGUUUUCAAACAGUCUUCAACCCACUAUAACACAUAACUAAGUCUAACUUGUAUUCAUUGCCCUUUUAUGUUUCUUGUUUUGAUCUUCACCCCAGUACUUCUGUUAGGCUAGGUACACACUACGGAAUUGCUGGGCAGAAUUUCUGCCGGAGAUCGAGCCGGCAGCACUAGGACCACACGGACUGCAUUGCCGUCCCCAUAGAUGGCAAUGCAUUUCUGGGUGGAUCUUUUGGGAGAUCUGCUAAGAAAUGCAUUGACAUUUCUGGGGACGGUAAUUCAGUCCGCACGGUCCUAGUGCCGCCGUCUUGAUCUCCGGCAGAAAUCUGCCCAGAGAAAAUCCACAGUGUGAACCCAGCCUUAUUGUUGUUGCAGACAAGGAAGAAAAUGGGUGGUCCAGCACAGCUUGUCAUUUGACUGCUCUUUUUCUAUAUGUGUUUCUGACAUAUAUCGAUGAGUUUACUUUGCUCAUGUUUUGUCAUGAGUCUUGAUUAUAAUGUUGGGAACGCCCCUUUAAAAUGACGCCACAAAAAUUUGGAGCCGAGAUAAUUUUUCAGGAUAAAGAAAUCAAGUAGAAUGUUGCUAAAGCCUCCCACAAUAAACCUUUAUACCCUUACUCCUGAGUACUAAUGUACAUUACCCUCAGAUGUUUAAGAUAACAAAAAGGAGUGACUGUUAUAGCCAAAUGGUUAUCCUGUGUUCUCUGUCUUAGGCCUGCAUUCACACCACGUUUUACAAUACACUUCCUGUAUCAGGCUUUUGAUGAAAAACAGAUUCCUCAAUACCGGACUACACUGUAUCAAAACGUGUGUACAAAUGUUAACCCGUAUACUGUUAAAAGCCGCAUACGGUUUGAGAAAAAUAUGUCUGGUUACAUCCGGUUUUAAGAAAAAAAAAAAAUGUAUACGUUUUUAACUUUUCACUCCAUUAUGAAUAAAGUUUCACUUGUUUGAUUUGAAAGUCCCCCCCCAAAAACAAAAUGUGCAAUGUCAAAAAUCGUAUGGUGCAAACCGGAUGGAACGAUACGCACAUACGGUUCUGUGUUGUUCCCAUUGACUCCCAUGUUAAAAAAAUAAAUAAAAAAACAUAUAUGCUUUAAUACGGUUUUUCACCCAGACCAAAAACUAUGGUAGGCUACGGUUUUGGGUGCAGGAAAAAAACUGACAAAACCGUACAGGAUGCAAAACGGAUGCAUUGUUUGGCAUACGCUUUUCAAUGGAGAGUCAAUGCAUAUAUAGUUGACUUUGUUUGCAGAAGUUUUUACAAAACGAGAAAAAAAAUGUGUUUUAAUGCCUUGACCAUACAAAGCCUAUAUGUUGUUUGUCAGGCAGAGACAUAAGUCAGUAGCAGUUUCCUCCAUGUAAAUUGGCUUGUCAUUGCAAGACACAACUCAGUCUUCGAGCUCCAAGUUUUAAAUAAAGCUUCAUGCUUUAUUGGUAUUUUUGGUAAGAAUUGCCUCAAUGAAAAAGCCUUCCGGUUUCCAGUCCUCCUUAGGCAUGGCUAAAAUAAUAAAGUACACAAACAUCAAAACACUAGAACGUUUACAUACUAUUCACUCAUCACUUGGGUGAUGUUGUCAUCAUAGGAUUAUAAUAAGAUAUCCCCUUUCCACACUUUCAUUAGAUACAUAAUACCAUGGAUCUACUAAUUACAGUGGUCCCUCAACAUAUGAUGGUAAUUCGUUCCAAACGACCCAUCGUUUGUCGAAUCCAUUGUAUGUUGAUGGAUUCGUGCAAUGUAAAAAAGAUAUUAUAUACUCACCUGUCCCCGCCACUCUGGACCGCGUCCUCACCGCUCCCGAUGCUGUCCCAGGGGCUCCCGAUGCUGUCCCGCUGCUCCGGCAUCUUCCACAUCUUCUCCAGUGUCCGGGCCUCGCUUUCUGGUAACGUUAUUACGUUGGUGCGCCGGGACGGCGUGUGCAGCGACGUAAUAACGACGCCGGAAAGCGAGGCCCAGACCCCGGAAAAGAUGCAGAAGACUCCAGAGGAUCGUGAAGUGGACCCGGAGCAGCGGGGAUAGGUAAGUGAACCUGUCCGGGAUACUUAAACUGCUAUCCCACAGCAGCUUAAGCAUUUUGCACUGUCGGAUAGCAGUUAAUGCGAUGGCCCCGACGUAUAAAAGCAUCGUAUGUCGAUGCUGACAUUGACAUGCAAUGGCGUCUGAGAGUCCAUCGUAUGUCGAUUUUAUCAUAUGUCGGGGCCAUCGCAUGUCGGGGGGUCACUGUAUAUAGAAACACAACACAUAUUGGCAGGAGGAGGUAUAUAUUUAUUUGCAUAUAUGCAGAAGAAAAAUUUUUCUAAUAUCCUAAAACAGAUGGUAAAUGUCCCAGAGGCCCAAAGUCUUUGAUUUGAUUACACGUCAAUUAUAUGAGAGAGUUUAUGCUGUAAUAUCAUGUGAAAAAUUAAUGUGUGUGGCAGACCAGAUGUUGUUAAAUAAUAUAUCUCUUUAACAAUCAUAGUUUCAUCCAUCAUAGCUUGGAAAAACAAACUGUACAGAAUCACUGCAUAUAGUGAACACUUAUAGAUAAGUCCAUAAGACCUACAAAAAGUUUGUUUGGAUAACAUUUGAAUAGCAUUCAGCUACAUUAUCAUCAUAGAAAGAAGAGUUGCAUAAGAAGAGUACUCUUGGAUUGCUCCCUUAAAGGGGUACUCCGGUGGAAAACUUUUAUUUUAUUUUUUAAAUCAACUGGUGCCAAAAAGUUAAACAGAUUUGUAAAUUACUUCUAUUAAAAAAAAAAUAAUUCUUCCAGUAUUUAUUAGCUGCUGAAUACUACAGAGGAAAUUAUUUUCUGUCUGUCCACAGUGCUCUCUGCUGACACCUCUGUCCAUUUUAGGAACUGUCCAGAGCUGCAUAUGUUUGCUUUGGGGAUUUUCCUGAAAAGAACAGAGGUGUCAGCAGAGAGCACUGUGGACAGACAAAAGAAAUCCAAAAAGAAAAGCAUUUCCUCUGUAGUAUACAGCUGCUAAUAAGUACUGGAAGGAUUAAGAUUUUUUAAUAGUAGGAAUUUACAAACCUGUUUUUACUUUCUGGCACCAGUUGAUAAAAAAAAAAAAAAAAAAAAAAGUUUUCCACUGGAGUACCCCUUUAACAGCAAGUUGUACCAUGAAUGAUAAUAUAUACUUAUGUUUUAGCAUCAGUUUGUACAUUAAAAUAGGAUAUAUCUUACUACUUCAUAAAAUGGAGGAAUUUAUUAUGUGUGUGUGUGUGUGUGUGUGUGUGUGUGUAUAUAAUGUGUACACCUCAAAUGAUGAUCCAAAAUCUCUGAAUCACUGAAGAAUCAGUAAGGGUAGGAGAACAUGGUGUGGAUAUGUGGAUAUAUAGCUUAUGUAAAGUAUAUUAAUGUUUGACCACCACAUGGAAACUAAACUUUAAAAGUGCUCUGUACUGUUACUAUGGUUAUAUACUAUGUGAUUGAUCCUUCACAAUAUAUGCUGCCAACUUCCCUCUGGAUCGCUAAAAAGGCCAUUGUCACUAGGAGGGUCUUCCCAAGCCGCAGAUCUGGCUUCCUGGAUACCUCUUGGGUUGCUUUAUAGCAGUAGAGAGAUUUGGAACUUGACAGGCUGCAGACCUAAGUUUGAGGGCCAUGUUCUUCCACCACCUAACAGAAUUACUGUAAGUGGUUUUUACAGAGCUGUAACUAGAUCAUAUACUGUAUAAAGUCAUUAAAGGUGAUAGCUAAGACAAUUUUGUAUUAGAGCCCCCUUUGAGUGUCAAGCUUAAUUAGAGGGAAACUUUUCAGGUUUUAAUCAGACUUCUUCUUUAAUAGAAGGAAUCACUUCUAGAUGCUGGACAGUAUUGGCUGGCCCGAACCAAUCUAAUGGAUGCUGUGGUAGGACGUGUUUUUGUUUUUACUUUUUAUUUUUGCUUUAAUUCUAAGAGAGCAGAAAGUAGUCCCCUUCUCCAUUGUUCUGGGUGCCUUUUAUAGAUUCUCCUUGAGAUGGCUGUUCUGACCCAGUGGGUGAAGGGAAUCGUUUACAAGCCACUAUCGCAGGGCAGGAGGUCCAGAAAUGUGCGUUCAUAAAAAUAAAAGAAAAAGCUGUUUCUGCAAUGUCGAUUUUCAAAUUUUGUGACUGAUUUUACCUGUGGCAAUGUGUAAAUAAUUUUGAUAUACCAUGUAGAUAUGACACUUGAUGCUGUAUCUUUCAGCCCCUGUGACUUUUUAGUUAAAUUGUUUUGGGUUGCUAAGCUUCAUUUAACACUAAAUCUACUGAUUUUCUUUUCCUCAUGUUACUGUGAGAAACAUUGCAUUCAGAUGGCAAAAUAAAACUGUAUUCUGGAAUUUUCAUGUCUAUGUCGCUAUAUUUGGUCACAUUUAACUUUUCAUUAAAAAAGUAACAUGAAAACAA